This is a messenger RNA of Vanrija pseudolonga, 1138 nucleotides long. It is a transcript of the gene rbsK, whose product is annotated as Ribokinase. Lineage: Eukaryota; Fungi; Basidiomycota; Tremellomycetes; Trichosporonales; Trichosporonaceae. The record is from RefSeq and is a predicted model, not a curated record. Gene Ontology annotation, molecular function: ribokinase activity. Gene Ontology annotation, biological process: D-ribose metabolic process. The coding region runs from base 89 to 1057 and encodes 322 amino acids. The transcript is spliced from 4 exons.
UCCCCAUCUUGGCAAAGCAAACCCCCUCUCUCUUCUUUUCUAGACUUUACUCAGCCCCCCAUCUCACCUCAAGCAAGAAACAGACACAAUGCCCAAGGCCCUUGUUCGCGGAUCAAUCAACAUCGACGAGUUCUACCUCCUCCCGCACAUCGUGCGCCCGGGAGAGACGAUCGCGUCGACCGGCUUCUCGCGCAGCACGGGCGGCAAGGGUGCCAACCAGGCGUACGCUGCUGGCCGGGCGGGCGCUAACGUCGUCCUCGAUGCCCAGGUGGGCGCGGACGGCGCCGAGGUCGUCAAGCUCAUCGCGAGCGGCGGUGUCGACGUCUCGCGCGUGCGCGUGAUUGACGGCGAGGUUACUGGCCGCGCCAUCAUCCAGCGCGCUGCCGACGGCGAGAACAGCAUCGUGCUCCACCCCGGCGCCAACUUUGCGCCGUCCAGCGGCGAGGUCGACCUCGCGGGCUACACGCAUCUCCUGCUCCAGAACGAGAUCCCGCUCGACGACACGCUCGCGUACCUCCGUGCUGCGGGCAAGGCGGGCAUCAAGAGCGUGUACAACCCCUCGCCGAUGCCCUCGCGCGAGGUGCUCGCCGCGUUCCCGUGGGACUGCCUGUCGUACCUCAUCGUCAACGAGGGCGAGCUGUCCGACAUCCUCGCCGCGUUUGACGACACGCCGCUCGACGCCAAGCUCAGCGUCAAGGACCGUGCUAUUGCGCAGAUGCACGCGCUGCACGGCGCAAAGGGCUUCGCAAAGUCAGUCGCGAUCGUCACGACGAUCGGACCCGAGGGCGUUCUCGUUCUCGACGUCAAGGGACCCCAUCCCGAGGUCGCGUACUCGCCUGCCGCCAAGGCGCGCAAGGUCGUCGACACGACCGGCGCUGGCGACACGUUUGCCGGCUACUUUGUGGCCAUGCUCAUGGACAAGGGCGACGACGCGCCGAUCGCCGAGUUGAUCCCGACUUGUCUCCAGGCCUGCGCUAUCACGGUCGAGAAUGCCGGCGCUUUGGAGAGCAUUCCUGCCCGGGCGGACGUUGAGGCGCGCCUUGCUCUCAAGGAGUAGAGCACGAGCACAGGCACGAGGGAGCAAGCAGACGGCGGUUGUUACAUUGGGUCGCAUGGCAUGCAUCGUUUGGCAGAUAUA